AUGUCCCAGAGCAGGCAUCGCGCCGCAGCCCCGCCGCUGGAGCGCGAGGACAGCGGGACCUUCAGUUUGGGGAAGAUGAUUACAGCUAAGCCAGGGAAAACACCAAUUCAGGUAUUACACGAAUACGGCAUGAAGACCAAGAACAUCCCGGUUUAUGAAUGUGAAAGAUCGGAUGUGCAAAUACACGUACCCACUUUCACCUUCAGAGUAACCGUUGGUGACAUAACCUGCACAGGUGAAGGUACAAGUAAGAAGCUGGCGAAACAUAGAGCUGCAGAGGCUGCCAUAAACAUUUUGAAAGCCAAUGCAAGUAUUUGCUUUGCAGUUCCUGACCCCUUAAUGCCUGACCCUUCUAAGCAACCAAAGAACCAGCUUAACCCUAUUGGUUCAUUACAGGAGUUGGCUAUUCAUCAUGGCUGGAGACUUCCUGAAUAUACCCUUUCCCAAGAGGGAGGACCUGCACAUAAGAGAGAAUAUACCACAAUUUGUAGGCUAGAGUCAUUUAUGGAAACUGGAAAGGGGGCAUCAAAAAAACAAGCCAAGAGAAACGCUGCUGAGAAAUUUCUUGCCAAAUUCAGUAAUAUUUCUCCAGAGAACCACAUUUCUUUAACAAAUGUAGUAGGACAUUCUUUAGGAUGUACUUGGCAUUCCUUGAGGAAUUCUCCUGGUGAAAAGAUCAACUUACUGAAAAGGAGCCUCCUCAGUAUUCCAAAUACAGAUUACAUCCAGCUGCUUAGUGAAAUCGCCAAGGAACAAGGUUUUAAUAUAACAUAUUUGGAUAUAGAAGAACUGAGCGCCAAUGGCCAGUAUCAGUGUCUGGCUGAACUCUCCACCAGUCCCAUCACAGUCUGUCACGGCUCCGGGAUCUCCUGCGGUAAUGCACAGAGUGAGGCAGCUCACAACGCUCUGCAGUAUCUAAAGAUAAUAGCGGAAAGAAAGUGAGCCGGAAGCGAUCCCGAAAGCCCUCGGUAGCACAUAAGAAGUGCCCCUUCGCCCCUUCCCAAGUAAAACGUUUACUACGUUUGAGUUUGUGUGUUGUUUCUAAAUCUCUUCAUAGAUUCCAUCAACACUCCAGGU
Messenger RNA from Neomonachus schauinslandi (Hawaiian monk seal), 1077 nucleotides. RefSeq names its product protein activator of interferon induced protein kinase EIF2AK2 (gene PRKRA). Lineage: Eukaryota; Metazoa; Chordata; Mammalia; Carnivora; Phocidae. Bases 1 to 942 code for a protein of 313 amino acids. The transcript is spliced from 8 exons. The record is from RefSeq and is a predicted model, not a curated record.